This is a messenger RNA of Brassicogethes aeneus, 1911 nucleotides long. The record is from the annotation of a GenBank genome assembly. NCBI's taxonomy places the organism in Eukaryota, Metazoa, Arthropoda, Insecta, Coleoptera, Nitidulidae.
AUGCCGAAUCCUUGUAAUCAUAGAUGUGAUCAUAAUGAGAACAGAAAAAAAAUUUGUGCCCCGUGUGGACGAAAGAUUAGUCUCGGUUCCAAAAUGUUGGAACAUUUUCGGAUCACUGACCAUCAUGAAUUGUUGAUAAAACAAUUCAUAAAUGCAAAUUUCGAUCUUUCCAAUCCCAAAUUCCCUUCGGGUAUCUGUGUCACGUGUCGUCAAAUUCUUCAAGAACACGAGCGAGGAAUUGUUAGAAGAUCGGUCAAAAAUAUGCCGAAUUAUGAAGAUAUUUGUUUGCCAAAGGAGACAAGAAAUACCCCCAUUAGUAAAUCUUUCUGUAAUUGUUAUAUCUGCCUAACUGGAAGACAUCAGGGACAUAUCAAUAUAAAAAAGAAGCUGCCUGUCUGUAAAACACUGGAUCUUUCGAUAAAAAUUACUCCAAACAACGGUAUGUAUGGAUCUCAAAAUUCUAGUAUUACUCAGAUUCCGAAGAAAGAAACAAUGAAACCAAUAGACCAAAAAACACUGACCAUUUGCCAAGUUUGUUACCAAGAAGUGGGAAAAGGGAAAAAUCAUCCAUGUAUCAGAGAUUCUAGUAAUAAUAAAGCGCAAGCUCGACAAAACGUACAAGAAUUGGCCAGCGCUCUUCCAAAAAAGCAACAGGAACAGCUGUGUGUCUCUUUGCUUUCCCAAAAAAUUGAAAACAUGAAAAGCUCGACCGCCGAUUUCCAGAACAUUGUUAGCUUAAGUACGCAGGGCCGCAAGAAAACUAUUUUUUUAAAGGCGUCAGACAAACCUAAAACUAUUUCAGUUGAGAGCUUAAAUGAUUAUCAAGUGAUAUCAGGUGCUUCGGGUAAACAGAUGAAAAAUUUAAGCCAUUUUAUCAGGGACAAUAUGGGAAGGAAAGCGGUUCCAGCUUACUACUCUGUUGAAGUUUCAAAACGGGCGAAGCUAUUAGCAGAGUUAUAUCAUCACGAUGUUUUGGACUUCGAUGUUGAAAAAUGCCUUGUUAAGCAGCGGAGACCGGUAGUUUGGGGAAACGCUGAGGAAAUUCUGCAGAAUAUAAUAGAUAGACGAAACUUGAUUGGAAAUUACGGGGUUAAAGUCAUGGCUGAUGGCGGACAAGGGUUUUUUAAAAUAUCCAUGUCAGUGAUUCCCAAGAGUUAUAUUUCUGAAUGUCUCAGUGAUCAACAUGGCGAGAGUUCAUCUUCCAAGAAGAUAAAAAUCGAUAAAUGUACAAGUGUGCAUAAGCUUACAAUAUUGGCUCUCGUUCCUAACAUUAAGGAGACGUAUGAAAAUUUAAAAAUAUUAUUCGACCUCGUAAAGAUCAACGAUAUUUCGAUAAAAUUUGUUUCUGACUUCAAGUUGCUACUCCUGGUAAAUGGACAACAAACGGCUACAUCUCUUUUUCCAUGUCCAUAUUGUUUUAUUAACCUACAAGAUUUACGAGAUCGCAAAGAUCUAAAUGAUCAAACAAAUAAUCACGAAAACCCAGAGAAGAAUCAAGAAUAUAUCAGCAAUAAAACUUAUGGGGAUCUGCGACGUGAUUAUGAGAAGUUUACUGCUAGUGGGACUGAGCUGAAGAUGGAUGUCCUGCGCGAAAGAGGAGAGAAGGACAACUUGGAAAAACAGUAUGAGGAGGAAGAAGGGUUGAUAUCAGGAAUGAGUUUGAUGUGUGUAAGGAACUUGGAGAAUGUUGCUCAUCACGGGGCGAAACGUCUUAGUAAAGUUGAAGGAGAGAGUGGAGAGGGAUGUAUAGGUGGAAGAGUCAAAGUUUGCGGAGAGCUGGGCAAACAAGGACUCCAUGCAUUGCUGAACACCGCAACACCUUCGCUAAACAGCGCGACACAGGACCAAGACACCGCCACUAGGUGGACAUCAAAGGAUCAAGAGAGUCCUGCAUCGGUCAGUCUCCGCUGA